Messenger RNA from Solanum dulcamara, 1149 nucleotides. RefSeq lists its product as uncharacterized. The transcript is spliced from 10 exons. Lineage: Eukaryota; Viridiplantae; Streptophyta; Magnoliopsida; Solanales; Solanaceae. Bases 1 to 1149 code for a protein of 382 amino acids. The record is from RefSeq and is a predicted model, not a curated record.
AUGAGAGAUGUCGUGCAGUUGUUGACUGGGCUAAUGGCAGGACAGGCCCAGAGGCAUGGCCCAGAUGAUGCCAACAGACAAGAAAGCUUGAGGGUCCGUGACUUCCUAGCUUGUAACCCUCCAAAAUUUUAUGGAUCAAGGACUACCGAGGACCCACAGGAAUUUAUUCGGCAAAUGCAGCGUACACUGCGAAUCAUUAGGGCUUUAGAAACUGAGGUGGAUAGAUUCUUACAGUUGAAGCAGAACGGCAGGAGUGUUCGAGACUAUAGCCUUGAGUUUGACUCAUUGGCAAGGCAUGCCCCUACAGUUGUAGUUGAUAUGGCAGAUAGGAUGCUUCGAUAUGUUAUGGGCUUGGAUAUUUAUUUGGGGAAUUUCACAGCAGGCGAUUCUAGCAGUUUGGUAGAUACCCCUCCCAGCCAGCUCGGAGCGUACCUCCAUAGUUUCCAGGUGGACGAGUUGAAAGCGUUAGAUAUUCAGGGGCCGCACAAGGGCCAUAUUGCGAGAGAAUGCCCACUUAAGAGUACUCCAGGUGGUAUGGCUCAGCCAACUGGAAUUGGAAUUAAGCCGGAGUCAAUAGAAUCGUUUGAGGUUUCUACGCCAGUAGGGGACUCUAUUGUGGUAAAGCAGGUGCGGGUAAGGGAGGCAGAUAUACCAAAGACCACAUUCAGGACCCGGUAUGGGCAUUACGAGUUCAAAGUGAUGUCUUUUGGGUUGACAAAUGCUCCAACGAGAUGGAACACGCGGAUUACUUACGGGUGGUACUGGGAGUACUCCAACACCAGAAAUUUGGCUUUUCUGGGACACAUUAUUGGGAUUAAUGGUAUUCGCGUAGAUACGCAGAAAAUUGAGGCCGUAAAGGCUUGGCCAAGACCUACAACCGCUACGGAGGUACGAAGCUUCUUGGGGUUAGCAGGGUACUAUAGAAGCUUCCAGCUGUUAAAGGAAAAGUUGACUAUAGCUCCUGUUCUAACUCUCCCUGAUGGAACAAACGGGAAGGCAAAUGUGGUGGCAGAUGUGCUCAGCCGUAAAUCAAUGGGUAGCUUGGCAGAGGUACAGCCCGAACGGAAGGAGAUGAUCCGUGAGAUCUGCCAGCUUGCCAGCCUUGGAUUCCUCUUAGUUGAUUCGGGUGAUGACGGGGUUUCUAUUUGA